Molecule: messenger RNA, 775 nt
Organism: Chaetomium fimeti
Lineage: Eukaryota; Fungi; Ascomycota; Sordariomycetes; Sordariales; Chaetomiaceae
Exons: 2
Coding region: 233-664 (143 amino acids)
Source: RefSeq, a predicted model, not a curated record
CGUACUGGUGGGCUCCGUGUCUGCCGGGGCAAGAUACGAUCCCCGGGACCUUGGCGUCGGGUGUUCACGGGUCGAAGCUCCAAGUUCCGCCGAUACGAAGUGGAAUUUAAAAGGUUUGCGACCUCACUCCCCCAGUACCAUAUGUCAACAACUUCAAAGUACUAGGUACCUAAGGUGGUCUCCAUUUCGGAAACGUCUCAUAAAUCUAGCUCCAAGAGUCCACACUCGCGCAAUGCCUCCCUCAAAGGUCAUAAAGGGAUCACCAUCGACACCACUGUCGUCGACAACCCUGACCGCUAUCAAGGUCCUCUCAUUGAUCCGCAUCGCUACAGGAGCGGGCUGCCUCAUCGCCCCACGGUUUACAUGUUCGCUACACUACCACGACGUGCCAGCUGACCAAGCAUUCAUUGUGCGCAUGGUGGGUGUACGAGAAGGUUUGGUCGGAGCGCUGUUGUUCUCCGCGGAGGAUAAGGGGACGGGAGAUGGAGGGAGAAGAGCAAUUAGAAGGGCCGUUUGGGCGGGUAUCAUCGCGGAUGCGGUCGACAUUGGCAGCCUGACUUUUGGGUUUAUCAUGGGAGAGGUCGGAAAGCCGAUGGCUGGGAUAAUAGGCACAGCUGCUGUGGGAGCAAUCAGUCUCGCCGCACUGAUUCUAAGGGGUUUGUGAGGUUUUCACGAUGACCCGGUAGUAAUCUACCUAGGUACCUACCUAUGUAGGUACCUACCUUAGCUAGGAUAACCCCCAACCCCCCUCAAUGUAUACCAUCUCCUGUACCAU